AUGGUGCGCUAUGCGAAGCGGCCGUGGUACACACCAGUAGGCUUUAUGAGUUAUGCACCGCAUUCAUACGCUGCGCUCUUGGUGUUUGUGGGCACGACUGCAGUGUUUCCAUUUCGAUACAAAAUAUCAGAGUACUUUGAACGGCAAAGGGACGGUCCUCAUGUUGAACUGAGAAGAAAGGCAGUACUCUACUACAAUGAAAUAGAACGUAUGCAUCGCCGUCAGGCGUUGCAAAAUUUGUCUAGUAUGCAGGAAGAUGACAGCAGCCAUCGUUUGUCUGCCACACUACAAGGUGAGGCACUGCGUAUGGGUCAUGUGGAUCAAGAGUACAACUACUGGUAUGCCCAUCAACGUGAUGCCCUGCGCGCAGAGAAGUUGCUGGCUGAAGUUAGGGAACUACAGGAAAGAGUGAGUCAAGCACAAUAA
Messenger RNA from Trypanosoma cruzi, 426 nucleotides. RefSeq lists its product as uncharacterized. NCBI's taxonomy places the organism in Eukaryota, Euglenozoa, Kinetoplastea, Trypanosomatida, Trypanosomatidae. The transcript has a single exon. The coding region runs from base 1 to 426 and encodes 141 amino acids. The record is from RefSeq and is a predicted model, not a curated record.